Messenger RNA from Aspergillus ibericus CBS 121593, 1431 nucleotides. RefSeq names its product Rab family GTPase srgA (gene srgA). Gene Ontology annotation, molecular function: GTPase activity; GTP binding. The record is from RefSeq and is a predicted model, not a curated record. Lineage: Eukaryota; Fungi; Ascomycota; Eurotiomycetes; Eurotiales; Aspergillaceae. The transcript has 3 exons. Gene Ontology annotation, cellular component: plasma membrane; endosome. The coding region runs from base 398 to 1018 and encodes 206 amino acids. Gene Ontology annotation, biological process: protein localization to plasma membrane; regulation of exocytosis; protein secretion.
CAACAAAGGGUCUCCGAUACAACACUUGUCCCGUCCCGUCCCCUGACCCCAUUCUCCGGACCGGCGCUUGGUUCCGUGGAAGUUCCUGAAACUAGCACCUGCCACUAUUCGAUGACUGCAAGAGAACUGCAGUCAGUACCACCGAAGAAGACCAACAUAUAAAUCAAGUAAAGCGAAGGCUGAUCACAUACAACGAGGUAACAGCCCAGGUAUAAAAAGGCUCAAAGGGAGAAGAGGAAAAGAGAGAGGACGAAGAAAGUCCGACACAGAGGGAGAGGGGAGAGUAACACCAGAGGAUUAAUCCAAUAUCGAGUAGGGUUAUCACAACGCCGCACUUGGUCCUAUUCUACCCCGUUUAUCCCUCACCCUCUGCAUAGCUCAAAUCUGGAACACCAAGAUGGCCGGUACCAGGAAUUACGACUUCUUGAUCAAGUUACUGCUGAUUGGGGACUCUGGGGUAGGAAAGUCAUGCUGUCUAUUGCGGUUCAGUGAAGACUCGUUUACUCCAUCAUUCAUUACCACAAUCGGAAUCGAUUUUAAAAUUCGUACUAUCGAAUUGGACGGCAAGCGCGUGAAGCUCCAAAUAUGGGAUACGGCCGGGCAGGAGCGAUUUAGGACUAUUACAACAGCCUACUAUAGAGGAGCGAUGGGCAUCCUUCUCGUUUACGACGUCACUGAUGAACGGUCAUUCCAAAACAUUCGUACUUGGUUCUCAAAUGUCGAACAACACGCAAGCGAAGGAGUUCAUAAAAUUCUCAUUGGCAAUAAAUGUGACUGGGAAGAGAAGAGGGCCGUAUCAACCGAGCAAGGACAGCAAUUGGCUGAUGAGCUUGGAAUCCCGUUCCUUGAAGUUUCGGCAAAAAACAACAUCAACAUCGAGAAGGCUUUUUAUGACCUGGCCUCUGAUAUCAAGAAAGGAAUGGAUACAUCAAAGUCUGAACAGGUUGGCUCUCAGGGCGUGAGCAUAGACCAGCAAGGUUCUGGGUUGAACGGCAAUGCGGGAGGGAAGUGCUGUUAAUUUGACACCGCUUACCAUGUCGACACCGGGUUACUGCUCUUCCUUACGACUCUGUGCCUUCCUUUGCGUGUUACAGGUUUGUGUGCCACAGCUUCAACAUCAAUACCUUCGAGGUUUGAAUAGAUGCAGGGAAGCUGAUUGGUUGAUGGUGCUCCUAUUCUACGUAUGUUGAUAAUGAAGGUAGGGGCUUAUGGCUAUUGUGAAUGUCUUUCAUUUUCUUUGUCCUGGGUUCACCUGCGUUUUCAUCCAUUCCUGCUGUUAGAGUUUCUUAGGCGGCGUUCUUCUUCUGUUGUAUUCAAUUAUUAGUGCCGGUGAUAUUAGGCAUAAAGUAUCUGACAAGCACCUUGACGUACAUAAUAUACGUUAGGGAACUCCCUGACAAAAAUAUGGCUAGAACUGUAUGGUACUAGAUG